Sebastes umbrosus (honeycomb rockfish) is the source of this 2762-nucleotide messenger RNA. It is a transcript of the gene parp2, whose product is annotated as poly (ADP-ribose) polymerase 2. The transcript is spliced from 17 exons. The coding region runs from base 153 to 2108 and encodes 651 amino acids. Gene Ontology annotation, molecular function: zinc ion binding; NAD+ poly-ADP-ribosyltransferase activity. The record is from RefSeq and is a predicted model, not a curated record. Lineage: Eukaryota; Metazoa; Chordata; Actinopteri; Perciformes; Sebastidae.
GGUUUCGUUUUAACCACGGAGUGAUCGGUCUUCAUACUAAACGAUCUUUAGCGGCUAGGAAACGGUGGCGGGGAAAGUUUUCCUUCCGCCUUCUUUGUUGUCCCUUUAUUACUGUACCUGCACACUACUAGAUAUUAUAUAAAUAAACCACCAUGAGGCGGACAAGAAGCUCGAAGAAUACAAGUCAGAAGAGUGAACAAGAAACUGAAGAAGUCCCGUCAAAGACAGUGUGGCAGUGGAAAGGAGAUGAAGGACAGUGGGAACCAUACUUGCCUUCAGCCUGCGCCUUGUUGGACUCAGCCGUCUCUUCAGGAGAAACCUCGGUCACUCUGCCUCUGGGCUCUGGGACGCCCUACCAAGUCGACCUGAAGAAGAUGGUCCAGAUUAAUCCUGUCACCAAGUACAAGAGGAAGAUUCGCUCUCAGAUGGUAAAACCAGAAAGUUUGAAUGAGGCUGGUGACUUGAAAGCUAAAAAUGGGAGUCCAGUUCAAGUUAAAGAGGAAGAGGAGGAGACGGAAAAGGAGCCUGCAGCCAAGAAGAAGAGAGGGCAGAGCAGUAGUAAGACAAAAACUGAAAAAAUGCCCAAAGAAGAAAUAAAAACUGAAGAGGUUGUGAGGACGGUGGUCAUGAAGGGAAAAGCUCCACUGGACUCUGAAUGUAAAGCCAAGCUGGGAAAGGCUCAUGUUUACAGUGAAGGAAAAGAUGUUUACGACGUGAUGCUAAAUCAGACAAAUCUUCAGUUUAACAACAACAAAUACUACUUGAUCCAGUUGUUGGAAGACGACAACUCCAAGGCGUACAGUGUGUGGUUGAGAUGGGGCAGAGUGGGAAAAGUGGGUCAGCACAGUCUGACAGCCUGUGGUGGAGACCUGCUGAAAGCCAAAAAUAUCUUCAACACAAAGUUUUUAGACAAGACCAAGAAUGAGUGGGGAGACCGAGCGAGUUUUGAGAAAGUAGAUGGAAAAUACGACAUGGUGUUCAUGGACUACAGCACCGAUGAAAAGGAGGAGAGCCAGAACACAGUGGAUGCUGCACCCAAAAAGAGGACCUCUAGCCUGGAUGUGAAGGUCCAGUCGCUCCUGGAGCUAAUCUGUGACGUCAAAGCCAUGGAGGAGUGCGUGCUGGAGAUGAAGUUUGACAUCCAGAAAGCUCCUCUCGGCAAGCUGACCUCGGAGCAGAUCCGUGCAGGCUACACGGCGCUGAAGAAAAUCGAGGAGUGUUUGAAGAAGAAGGGCAGCAAUCGUGAGCUGCUGGAAGCAUGCAACCAGUUCUACACCCGCAUCCCUCAUGACUUUGGGUUGAAAAGUCCUCCAAUCAUUCGAACAGAAGAUGAGCUGAAGGAAAAAAUCUCACUGUUGGAGGCUCUGAGUGACAUUCAGAUAGCAGUGAAAAUGGUUCAGUCCAGUAAAGACAGUGACGAACAUCCUCUGGACCGACAUUACAGCUCCCUCCAGUGCCAACUGCAGUCGCUGGACUCCAGCAGCAACGAAUACACAGUGGUAGAAAAGUAUCUACAGUCCACUCACGCCUCCACCCAUCGUGACUACACCAUGACGGUCCUUGACAUCUUCUCAGUGGACAGAGACAGAGAGAGGAACAACUUCCUCUCACAGAUUAACAACAGGACUCUGUUGUGGCACGGUUCCCGCAUGACUAACUGGGUCGGCAUCCUCAGUCAGGGGCUCCGAGUGGCCCCACCUGAAGCUCCCAUCACUGGUUACAUGUUUGGAAAAGGUAUCUACUUUGCUGACAUGUCAUCAAAGAGUGCCAACUACUGCUUUGCCGGCCAGAACAACAACGUGGGACUGCUGCUGCUGUGUGAGGUCGCUCUGGGAGACAGUAACGAGCUGCUGGAUGCCGACUACGAGGCCAAGAAUAUGCCUGCUGGAAAACACAGCACCAAGGGUCUGGGACAGACCGGACCUGACCCCAAAAACUCUGUCGAUCUGGACGGUGUGACCGUGCCUAUGGGGCCGGGGGUGAAGACGGGGGUGGGUAAAAAGAGCUGUUACUCCCUCCUGUACAACGAAUUCAUCGUUUACAACCCCGCCCAGACUCGCAUGAGGUACCUGCUGCGGAUCAAGUUCAACUACUCGUCACUGUGGUGAGGCCGAGCAAAACAGUAUGAAUGAGUGAAAUCUGGAGAUUUCGGGCGUUUUGCUCUCCACAAAGCCGGGAUGAUAUAUCACCUAGUCAUUCUUCAUGUACAGUUAGAUUCUGGUUCUUGGGGAUAGGAUGUUAAAACUGAACAUACUGCUGUUAUUGGGUGGAUUACAGGAAUGCUAAAUUUCUCAGUGAUGUAGAGCUGCAACAAUUACUCGAUUAAUUGGCAACUAUUCUGAUAAUAUAUAUUCUGAUAAUCAGUUUGUUUUAGUCAUUUUUAAAGCAAACAUGCCAACAGUUAUUUGCUGCUUGUCUUUGUUAUAUUUGAUAUAUUUGGGUUUUGAACUGUUGGUCAAAGAAAGCCUCAUUUUAGGCUGUGGAAGAUUUUAGCUCACAUUUUUCACAUUUUUCUGAUAUUUUAUAGACAAAACAAUGAAUGGAUUAAUUGAGGAAAUAAUCAGAUUAAUUAAUUGUAAGUAGGGCUGGGUGAUAUGGCCAAAAUCUUCCAUCUCCAUAUAGGUAAUUUCAUAUCUCAAUAACGAUAUAGAUCACACUAUAGCAAGUUUUCUGGUAAUUCAAUAAAUAAAUAGUCUGUAUGAAAUAAAUACACAGUAAAGCCUAUUAUUGUAUAAUCCUGUGUGAAUUAAAUACUUGACAAA